This is a messenger RNA of Adineta steineri, 468 nucleotides long. The record is from the annotation of a GenBank genome assembly. Lineage: Eukaryota; Metazoa; Rotifera; Eurotatoria; Adinetida; Adinetidae.
AUGGGAGAAUACAACAACGAAGGAAUUAUAGUGGCAGGUGGAAAUGGAAUAGGGAAUCAACUCAAUCAAUUUAAUGUACUUAGUUUUAUCUUUGUUGAUGAAGAUCAAUCUGUUUAUGCAUCAGAUAGAGAUAAUCAUCGUGUGAUGAAAUGGAGAAAAGAUGCAAAAGAAGGAACAGUUGUGGCCGGAGGAAAUGGUGAAGGAGACAAUCUCAAUCAAUUGUCUAGACCUCAUGGAGUAGUUGUUGAUGAUUUGGGUCAAAUCUAUGUGGUAGAUACGUGGAAUCAUCGAGUAAUGCGUUGGUGCGAAGGCAAAAAAGAAGGUGAAAUUGUUGUUGGUGGAAAUGGUGAAGGAAGUCUAUCAAAUCUAUUAUAUCAACCCAGAGGUUUAUCUUUUGAUGAUGAAGACAAUCUUUAUGUUUCUGAUUAUGGAAAUCAUCGAAUUCAAAAAUUUGAAGUUAUUUUGUGA